AAUGUAAACUGUACUAAGAAAAAUGUACACAAGAAUGAGAAUAAAAGGGCUACAGUAAUAACCUUAAUAAAAGCUGAAAUGUAAGAAAUAAAAAGAAAAGAAAAAAACAAGAUCCACCUCGAUCCACACACGAAACCGUUCUUACAAUCUUUCUUCACCAAAAGAAGAACUGUUCUUUCUCCCACUCUCUCUCUCUCUCUCUCUCUCCUCUCUUUCUCUCUCUAACUAUGAAGAUCUUGAAACUGUAAAAAAAAUGAAAGGGUUUUUUUUCCUUGUUUGUUAGCUUCGAUAUACCAAAACUUCUGCUAAAGACGAGAUUUUUAUUAUUUAAUUUGUAAUAAUCGGAGAUGAGGGAAGAAGAUUCCAAUUGGUUUUCCAAAUGGGAAGACGAAUUGCCGUCGCCGGAGGAGCUGAUGCCCUUAUCCCAAACCCUAAUCACCCCCGAUCUUGCUAUCGCUUUCAACAUUCCCACCCCCCACCACCACCACCACACCAUCCACCACAACCACACGCCGCCUCCGCCGCCGCCGCAGGAAUCCACCGCCGUCUCCUCCCAGCCCAAUUCAUCCCCCGAUUACGACUCCCCGGAGCUGAGCGGAGCCGGAGGCGGAGCAGGCGGGUCGGACGAGCCGGCGAGAACCCUCAAACGGCCCCGCCUCGUGUGGACCCCACAGCUGCACAAGAGAUUCGUCGACGCCGUCGCCCAUUUGGGGAUCAAGAACGCCGUCCCCAAAACCAUUAUGCAGCUCAUGAGCGUCGACGGACUCACCAGAGAGAACGUCGCCAGCCAUCUCCAGAAGUACCGCCUCUACCUCAAGCGGAUGCAGAGCAUCUCCAGCGGCGGAGGCGGAGGCACCGCCGCCGCCUCCGGCAUCGACGCCGCCACCGACCGCUUGUUCGCCAGCUCGCCCGUGCCGGCCCAUUUUCUCCAUCCGGGUAGGGCGAAUUCCGACCACCACUUCAUGCCGUUUGUGCCGGUGGUCCACCACCACCACCAGUACCCACAGCAGCAGCAGCAGCAAUUCCGGCAUUUCGGUAAUUCACCGCCCAACGGGGGGCAUCAAUUUGACAAUCCAUUUAUGAGACAAUCGCAGCAGCAGCAGGUGCAGCCGAGGAAUACGGCGAUGCCGCCUAUACAUAGCAGUAAUGGCUCGAAAGUUCUCACCUUGUUCCCGACCGGUGAAGAUUGAUUAUGUUAAUAAUCGUCGAACAAUUCGGCUUCUUUUCAUUGUGAAAAAAACAAAAAAAUCCAGUCUUUGGUGGGUGGUAAUAAGUAGUGACAUAGUUUUUGUUCCAAGUCAAUUUGCUGUGUUUUUUUACUCUGUUGUUCUUGAUGCUAUAGGUUGAUUACUGUUUUUGUUUCUUUAUUCUGCUCUUGUUGUUGGUGUUUAUGUAAGCUCUAUUGUCAGUGAAUUUUGAUUUGAUCUGUCUGAAGUGUGAUCGUGUUUUCGGUAGCACUCUGUUAGUUUGAUCUAUGUAGUAGACGUUCAGUUGUACGAUGGAUUGUAUCGAAUACAAUGUAAUAAAAUUUCG
Messenger RNA from Erythranthe guttata (spotted monkey flower), 1533 nucleotides. Its product is annotated as transcription factor MYBC1. Gene Ontology annotation, cellular component: nucleus. Gene Ontology annotation, biological process: regulation of DNA-templated transcription. The record is from RefSeq and is a predicted model, not a curated record. NCBI's taxonomy places the organism in Eukaryota, Viridiplantae, Streptophyta, Magnoliopsida, Lamiales, Phrymaceae. Gene Ontology annotation, molecular function: DNA-binding transcription factor activity; DNA binding.